Molecule: messenger RNA, 5735 nt
Organism: Podarcis lilfordi (Lilford's wall lizard)
Lineage: Eukaryota; Metazoa; Chordata; Lepidosauria; Squamata; Lacertidae
Source: the annotation of a GenBank genome assembly
AGAGCAGAAAGGCCUUCGGCGCUCUUCCUGUCAGGCUGCGCUUUGGUCUCUGGGCGAGCGGCGGAGGUGGGCGAGGAGGGAGGGAGCCAGAGCCCUGGGCCCAGCAGGCCGGCCGCGGCUCCGCGGGGUCUCUCCCCUCUGCGUGUCGGCAGACCCUCCGGCGCCUCAGGCCAAGGCUUGGACGUGGGAGGAGAAGCCCCCGGGCUGCUCUUGCUGGGUCGCCUUCGCCGCAGGGACCCCGAAGUGGCCUGGACACACCUGCGGGCAGUGGCAGCUACGUCAGCAUGUGGUUUCUGGAUCGGCGUCUGCGACGUCGUGCUCCUCCCACAUGUUAAAACUACAGAGAUUUCAACGUUGUUCUCCAGUAUGAACCUGGAAAUACGACCUAUCCAGACGGUGAGAUACUUCUUUCUCUCGUGUGUCUCAUGUUCUCUCCUCUUUCGGUCACUCCAUUGCAGUCAUCUAGCUAGACCAGACCACUGACCCCUCAAGUCCAGCAUCUCUUCUCUCUAGAAGAAAUGCCCACACAGGAGAUGAGAACAACAGCCCUCUCUCUCCUCACUUGCGAUUCACAGCAGCUAGCAUUAAGAGGCAAAUUGCAUCUUACUGUGGGGGGUAGAACAUUCCCACUGUGGCUCCAUGAAUUUAUCUAAUGCUCUUUUAAAGCCAUCAGAUUUGGUGGUCAGCGCUAUGUCUUGCAGGAAUGAAUUCCAUAGUUUAGUUGUGCACUGUGUGAAAAAGUACUUUUUUGCCUUUCUUUUCAACAUUCAGCUUCACAGGUGGUCCUGAGUUAUGAGAAGAGAAAAACUUCCUAAAUCCCUCCACAGCUAUCACCACAUCAUGCAUAGAUGGCAUACUAAUAAAAUGAUGCAUGUAUCAUCUUACCAUUUUUCUAAACUAAAGAGCGAGAUGAGCGCGCAGCCCCAGAGUCAUCCGUAACUGGAUCUAACGUUGUGUAAUGAAACUGAGAUUCAUUUUAAAUGUAGAGCUAUGUGGCUAAUUCAAGGAAAAGCAGGAAUAAGGUGGGAGCUGUACUAUUUGAAAACAAGCUUGCUAUUUUCUUUCUUUUUGUAGUGAAAUACUCAAGAUGUCUUCCAUCUCUACUUCCUGUUCUCCUUCCCAACUAACUGUGGCAUCACAAGUUCCUUUUGAAGAUCUCUGUUCAACAUUAGAACGAAUACAAAAAUGCAAAUCCCGACCUGAGAAAACCAAGAAUUUCAAGGAGUUUUUAGAUUCCUGGAGGAAAUAUCAUGAUGCUCUUCAUAAAAAUGAAAAAGAUGUAACAGAUUCUUUUUAUCCAGCAAUGAGGCUUAUUCUUCCACAGUUGGAAAGAGAAAGGAUGGCUUAUGGAAUUAAAGAAACCAUGCUUGCUAAGCUGUAUAUUGAGCUGUUAAAUUUACCCAAAGAUGGAAAAGAUGCUUUAAAACUCUUAAAUUAUCGAACACCUACUGGCUCACGGGGAGAUGCUGGAGACUUUGCUAUGAUUGCCUAUUUUGUGUUGAAACAAAGGUGUCCCAGGAAAGGUCAACUGACCAUAAAACAAGUGAACGAUAUUUUAGAUUCCAUUUCUAAUAAUAAUGCUGCCAAAAGGAGGGAUCUGGUCAAGAAGAGCCUUCUUCAGUUAAUAACUCAGAGUUCAGCACUUGAACAGAAAUGGUUGAUCAGGAUGAUCAUAAAAGAUUUGAAACUUGGUGUCAGCCAGCAAACCUUACUUUCCAUCUUUCAUCCUGAUGCUUCAGAGUUGCACAAUGUUACAACUGAUUUGGAGAAAGUCUGUAGACAGUUACACAAUCCUUCUGUAUUUCUUAGUGAUGUUUCUAUUACAUUAUUUUCUGCCUUUAAACCGAUGCUUGCUGCUAUUGCUGAUAUACAAAAAAUUGAAAAACAAAUGAACAACCAGAGUUUUUACAUAGAAACCAAAUUAGAUGGUGAGCGAAUGCAGAUGCACAAAGAUGGAGAUGUUUACAAGUAUUUUUCCCGAAAUGGGUAUGAUUAUACUCAGCAGUUUGGAGCUUCUCCCUUGGAAGGUUCAUUGACUCCAUUUAUUCAUAAUAUCUUCAACAAUAAUAUUCAGAACUGCAUUCUGGAUGGUGAAAUGAUGGCCUACAAUCCCACCACACAGAACUUUGUACAGAAGGGUAGCAAAUUUGACAUAAAAAAGAUAACAGAUGAUUCAGAAUUACAGACAUGCUUCUGUGUGUUUGAUGUUCUAAUGGUUAAUAAUCAAAAAUUGGGUCAUGAGAUGUUGAGCAAAAGAUAUGAGAAACUGAAUGAGAUGUUUACACCAAUAGAAGGUCGUUUGCAGUUUGUUCCUAAAAAUCAAGCUAACACUCAGAAAGAAGUAAUAGAUUCUCUAAAUGAAGCAAUAGAUAACAGAGAAGAAGGAAUUGUGAUAAAAGAUCCCAUGUCAAUUUACAAGCCGGACAAACGUGGGGAAGGAUGGUUCAAGAUCAAACCAGAGUAUGUUAGUGAACUAAUGGAUGAACUAGACCUUUUAAUUGUUGGGGGCUACUGGGGAAAAGGUCUUCGUGGUGGCAUGAUGUCACAUUUUUUAUGUGCAGUUGCUGAGACUCCUCCGCCUGGUGAAAAACCAUCAGUGUUCCACUCCAUUUGUCGUGUUGGUUCUGGUUACACUAUGAAAGAACUUUAUGAUCUUGGCUUGAAAUUAGCCAAAUAUUGGAAACCUUAUCGUAAAAAAGAUCCUCCUUUAAAUAUCUUGUGUGGAACUGAGAAGCCUGAAGUCUAUAUUGAGCCUUGUAAUUCAGUCAUCGUCCAGAUUAAAGCAGCGGAGAUUGUGAGCAGUGAUAUGUACAAAACUGAUUAUACAUUACGUUUCCCUCGUAUUGAGAGGAUAAGAGAAGAUAAAGAAUGGCAUGAUUGUAUGACUCUUGACAUUCUAGAGCAACUCAGAGGUAAAGCUUGUGGAAAGCUAGCGACUAAGCACUUUGAUAUAGAUAAUGAUGAGCCACAAGGAAAGAAACGUAAAACUGUGCCCAAGAUUAAAAAAAAAAUUGGUUUAAUAGAUCAUUUUAAAGCUCCUGAUCUUUCAAAUGUAAACCAGAUUUCCAGUAUAUUUGAAGAUGUUGAGUUUUGUGUUAUGACAGGGACACAAAAAUAUUCAAAAUAUCAGCUGGAAAGUAAAAUAGCGGAAUAUGGUGGCAGCAUAGUCCAGAAUCCUGGUUUGGACACCUAUUGUGUGAUUGCAGGAAUUGAGAAUGUCAGAGUGAAAAAUAUUAUUUCUUCUGACAAGUAUGAUGUUGUGAGAGCGGAGUGGCUUUUACAGUGCUUUCAAUCCAAAACAUUUGUACCCUGGCAGCUUGAUUUCAUGAUUCACAUGUCUCCAGAAACAAAACAACAUUUUGCCUGUGAAUAUGACUGCUAUGGUGAUAGUUACACAGGUGAUACUGAUAUUGCCAAACUAAAGAAGGUGUUCUCAAGAAUGAAUAACUUUCAGGCAGAGAUCUCUCAGGAUGCAAUUGCUGACAUAGAAGCACGUUAUUCAUGGGAAAGCUCUCCACUAAGUAUGUUCAGGCAGCACACGAUUUACGUGGAUCCUUCUGAUGAAUUGAGUAAUUCAGGUGCUAGGAUUAAACAAACAAAACUAUCAACUGCGCUGAUACUUCGAUUUCAUGGAGCAAAAGUGGUUCAGCAGCUUGAAGAGGGUGUGUCCCAUGUAAUCAGUGGAGAUCAUGCUCAUUUGAAGGAGAUAAAGACACUGAGAAGAACGUUCAAAAGGAAGUUUAAAAUUUUGUCUGAGCAGUGGGUAAAGGAUUCUAUAAAGACUGGCAAGUUACAAAAUGAAAAUGUUUACUUAAUUUAAAUCAUUUCAUUUAAUAGGAAAAUAAUUACUUUGAUUAACUUCAUUUAUCUAUUUAAUGAAUUAUGCCAGGCUCCUUUUAAUACUUCACUUCAUUUUGAAGUUUGUAGAUAAAGUUUCACAAGUAUGAACAUGGAAGAAAAGCUUUCAGGUAUGGUGCUGAAAAUUAGGUUAUUUUUUAAAAAAACAAUCCUCCAUUUUAUUGAGCUGCGGCUAGCACAUUUAUAUAGCUGCUUUGGUCAAAUAUUUGUUAAACAUAAACCCAACUUGCAAAUGAGAUAAACUGGAGAAAGUGGACCUGAAGUAAUUUAGUCAAACCCAAUAGGACUAUAAACCAAGCAAGUGUAACCACCUCCAGUACUGUGGAUCUAGUCCAGGCUUCCUCAACCUUUGCCCUCCAGAUGUUUUUGGCCUACAACUCCCAUGAUCCCGAGCUAGCAGGACCAGUGGUCAGGGAUGAUGGGAAUUGUAGUCUCAAAACAUCUGGAGGGCCAAGGUUGAGGAAGCCUCAUCUAGUCACUGUGCUGGGCUCUGUAGAGCUCUGCCGGCACAGCUGCCAGUGAGGAUCCAGGCGUCUCUACUGUGGCAGCCUGUGGCUCAUCCCACAUAGGUAUUUUUAGACUUCAGUCCUACGGGGUGGUACAGAAGGUGGUUGAACUGCCUUCUCCAACUCUGCUCUUCCUGGCAGGAAAUAAAUGAGGGUGGAUAAGUGAUCUUGCACUCCUGUCCUUUUAACGGAUGUUUUUAUAAAUAACUAUUUUCCUCCCACUGGGAAAAACUUUAGGGGAAACUGGGGGAGAGAUUCACAGCAGCUUGGGGCCCUUACCAAUGUUGGAGCUUCAAAAGCUGUUAGAUGUCUCCAUAACUGUUGUGUGGGGGAUCUGACAUUUUAUUUCUCCAUCAUCGAUGGACAAGGAGCUCUGAUGUUUCCUCAGACUCUUGGGAUAUAUUUCUGGGGUCACAGGAUUGCAGUUUGCGGAUUAUAAUUUGAAUUUAAAAGUCUAAAAAAAUUAAAUCGGGGCAUUCAUCCUUUGAAAGAAAGUUCUGUAAAUAACUAUACAAAUAAAAUACUUUUUUAAAAAAAAACUGCUUCUGAUUUUGAAAUCAGAAAGACUUGCUGAGAGUCCUUUCUGAUGUAUUUCAAGUAUACUAGGAACACUUUUUGAUAUAUUUUGGACGCUGACAAUACUAAUGUUGAAGAGUCUUUGUUAUCCAAACAUUUUUAAAUUUUCUACUAGGUGACAUAAUCACUCAUUAGGUUUUGAAGCCAAAACACUGUAUUAGGGAAGACACUAAUACAGUAUUGCUGUCUUCUUUCAUUCCAGAUCAAGUUUGGGAAAAGGUUUGAUAUUAUAGGCCACAUACCAACUAAAAUACACCAACACAUACCCUUUCUUGCAUUGUAUUUAUAUUUCACAUUUAUAUUUGCCCCCCCCCCCUUCAAUAAAAUGUCAUACAUGCAUUGUUUGUUCAUUUGCCACAUUUCACGGCUUGGUUUGGCCAUAUCAGGUCUCAGUGCGAGGGAUAGUGUCAGUGAGCGAGCUAAGGAGGGGGCAGCGGGAGGCAGGGGUCCAGGACCAGGAAUCUUCUUCACCUGCUGAGCAGCAGCAGAAAGCUCCAGCUUUUGUAAGCAGAGUUUCCAGCCUCAGUUGCUGGAAACAACAUUCGUUGUUCCUGGCUGGACCUUGCUUCUUACUUCUCGUGACUUCGGCUUGGACGCUUGGCUUUCUUGACCCUUGGAUUGUCUGACUACGUGAACUGAGAUACUCUGGACCUUGGACUGGACCUUGGACUCUGCCUCCAGGCAAGUACCCCCUUGAGGUUGAUUCUCCCUCCACUAAGCUCUGCCGUGGCUGACAGCACAGGACUAGGACACUAGCCAAUCCAACAGUCCAGAGUUGCCCCUUGUACUUAAGAC